AUGGCUGGGACAGGAAGCCACUCCAGUCAAAUCUUUGUCAGUGGCAGGGACAGGAAGCCACUCCAGUCAGACCUUUGUCUGUGGCAGGGACAGGAAGCCAUUCCAGUCAGACCUUUGUCAGUGGCGGCGGUGUCUCUCCGAAGCCUUCACAAGAAAAAUAUUUAUCAUCAGAACUUGAGGCCAGAGAACAUCCUCCUCAGUACCCGUGACGUCGCCUUCAUCUCUGACUUUGGCGCUGCGUGUCUACUCUCUGAGGGAUGUGACAAGGUGGACACGUGGACAGCUGCACCUGGUUUCCGGGGACCCGAGGCGGACAAGGAGGAUGGUCAGCUCUGUCCAUUCCAACUGGACACCUACAGCCUGGCUGUCAGCAUGUGGCAGGUACUGUCUGGUCUGUGUCCAGUCAAGAACAAGCCUUUGGAUCACCUAGACAACAUUCCCCCACAGUACGCUGCCUUGUUGAGGAACCUUCUUCUUCCGGACCCCGACAUGAGAUGGACCCUGGACAAGUUCCUCACUGAGGCCCUGGAGCUGCACCCGGACCUGUCCUGUUUUCUCUAA
Molecule: messenger RNA, 561 nt
Organism: Aplysia californica (California sea hare)
Lineage: Eukaryota; Metazoa; Mollusca; Gastropoda; Aplysiida; Aplysiidae
Product: CBL-interacting protein kinase 24-like
Exons: 3
Coding region: 1-561 (186 amino acids)
Biological process (GO): intracellular signal transduction; protein phosphorylation
Cellular component (GO): cytoplasm
Molecular function (GO): ATP binding; protein serine/threonine kinase activity
Source: RefSeq, a predicted model, not a curated record